Messenger RNA from Nicotiana attenuata, 1018 nucleotides. RefSeq lists its product as uncharacterized. The record is from RefSeq and is a predicted model, not a curated record. Bases 186 to 785 code for a protein of 199 amino acids. The transcript is spliced from 5 exons. Lineage: Eukaryota; Viridiplantae; Streptophyta; Magnoliopsida; Solanales; Solanaceae.
UUUUUUCUAUUAAGGACAAAAAAACCAGCUCAGCUUUCUUUUCUAUCUAUUCUUAAAUCUGAAAUUACAAAUCCCUCUCUUCAGUCACCAUUAACACAGAUUUGUGUGUUAUGGAUGAUUAAGGACGUGGGAUAUUGAGUUAAGUGCAAUCAGGCUGGUGCAAAGCUUCAACAAUACAUGGUUCAAUGGCUACUGGAGAGUUAUCUGAAACUAAAGAGUGGCACGUUGUAAAGAAUUGGCGAAAUGUACAAAAAGAAAAAGAAAGAGAACGUCGUCGAAUUCGCGAUAGAUUGAGAAGGCAAACAAUGAGUCUUGAGGAGAGGGAAAAACAUUUAGCUAGACGUAGAAGAAACUAUCAAUUGAGAAGACAAAGAGUGUUGAAUAAUUCAUUUUCAAGUUGUCAAAAUUAUGAGAGUACUAGUUGUGGAAACUCAAAUGAAGAAGAAAAUCAAGCAAUUGUUCCUGUUUCAGGACUUGGGCUUCAAUCAUCUGAGGCAACAUUUCAUCCUGAAUCAUAUAAAUCACAAGAAGAAUCAGCUGCAUCAAGUUAUAUAUUGCACCAAGGAGCAGAAGAAAGGAUGAAUAAAGUGCAGAGAGGUCCAAAUAUUCUGCCUUUAUAUCAAAUAAGACAUCUUGCUCGACUAUUGAAUUCUCUUUCAAGCGACAAUCAUGAAAUUGGGACCAGUUUAACGUCAAAUGACAAUAUUUCUACGGAGAGUACAUUGCGACGAGGUAUAAGGUUAAUUGACGUUAAGCGUCUGGCACGAGCGCUUAAUGCAAAUUGAAGAAUGUUUUUCUCAUUUCUGUAAUAUUGAUUUUGCUGUUUUUCUAAUGUUGAUUUUGCUAGAACUGAAGGUACCUAUUUAAAGUUAAAAGCUCAAACUUGGUUCCAUAUUAGCUGCAUUGUUGUUGAUUAUAAUAAUAACAUUAAGGAUUAAUCUUUACUCAACCAUUUUCGAGUGCUCAGUCUAAAGCUUCCAAAAUUGCUAGUGCUUAAACAAUAAUUUUAGCUUUCUAA